Mugil cephalus (flathead mullet) is the source of this 1127-nucleotide messenger RNA. RefSeq names its product glutathione peroxidase 3 (gene gpx3). NCBI's taxonomy places the organism in Eukaryota, Metazoa, Chordata, Actinopteri, Mugiliformes, Mugilidae. Gene Ontology annotation, molecular function: glutathione peroxidase activity. Gene Ontology annotation, biological process: response to oxidative stress. The transcript is spliced from 5 exons. The record is from RefSeq and is a predicted model, not a curated record.
UUAUUAUUGUCGGUUCACGUCAGCAGAUGGCGACAUCUCGGCCAGCUGUGCGCCCCCUCCGCCCCCCUCUGUCACAGGAGCGUAUUUAUCCCGAGGGAGACGCUGACAGACAUCCACAGAGAGUCGUCACCGUGUCGGGGGAGGACGGCGCGAUGUGGCCCUCCUCGCCGCUGCUGCUGCCGCUGCUGCUCGGUCUGCUGCGACCCAGCACCGGAACCGCCUUCACUCAGAGGUGUGACUCAUCCGCAGAUGGCACCAUUUACGAAUACCAGGCGAAGACUCUAAGCGGUGGCCACACCGUCAACUUCACUGACUACAUGGGCAGCGCUGUCCUGUUUGUCAACGUGGCCACUUACUGAGGAUACACCUUCCAGUACGUGGAAUUGAAUGCACUGCAAGAGGAGAUGAGGGCACUUGGACUCACGGUUCUUGGAUUCCCCUGCAACCAGUUCGGGAAACAGGAACCGGGGGAAAAUCGUGAAAUCAUCCUGGGUUUGAAGCACGUUAGACCAGGCAAGGGAUUUGUUCCAAACUUCCUGCUGUUUGAGAAAGGUGACGUGAAUGGAGAAGACGAGCAACAGGUUUUCACUUUCCUUAAGAGAUCCUGUCCUGCGGUCGGAGGCGACUUUGGCAGCUCGUACGGCAGGCUCUUCUGGGAGCCUCUGAAGAUCAGCGACAUCAAGUGGAACUUUGAGAAGUUCCUGGUGGGCCCAGACGGAAAGCCGGUGAUGAGGUGGCACCCGAGUGUCAACGUCUCCGAGGUCCGAGCGGAUAUUCGCAAAUACCUGCUCCAGCUGUACAAACAGGAUAUUUUAAAUUAGACGCGACUGGCCGUACAAACGCGUCCCAGCAGCAGGAACGAGGCGCAGAAGACGAGUAGAGCUAAUGUAGCACAUUAAGAGUAAGGUGACAGUUUCUGAUACAUGAAGAUGGCAUGUUGAAUGAAGAGGAGGCCUGAAAACAGGAACUCUGUGGGGCCUCUUUGGAAUCUGGGGUUCAAGCCAGCUUUUCAGUGCAUUCAGGCUGCCUUGCAAAUCCCACAGCACCAUGUCAUCUUCUCCUGACAGAACCUGUUAGCCAUUACUGCCUAAAUGUUAAUUGCUUUCAAUAAAUCACUGAGAACACCA